Molecule: messenger RNA, 763 nt
Organism: Lotus japonicus
Lineage: Eukaryota; Viridiplantae; Streptophyta; Magnoliopsida; Fabales; Fabaceae
Product: glutaredoxin-C4
Exons: 4
Coding region: 64-471 (135 amino acids)
Biological process (GO): cellular response to oxidative stress
Cellular component (GO): cytoplasm
Molecular function (GO): glutathione disulfide oxidoreductase activity
Source: RefSeq, a predicted model, not a curated record
AGUCUCAAAUCUGGUCUUCUGAGUUAGCACAGCAAACACUACCAAGUACCACCCACUCGAACCAUGGCCGCAUCUGCGAGAAUCACGGUGGCAGCUAUGGCGGUGAUAGCCUUAGCCGCCUCUCUCUGUUGGGUUUCAGCUUCAGCUUCAUCUGUGGGCGAGUUUGUCCACAACACCAUCUCUUCUCACAAGAUCGUCAUCUUUUCCAAGACCUAUUGCCCGUACUGCAAUAGAGCAAAAGCUGUUUUCAAAGAGUUGAACCAAGUGCCGUAUGUUGUUGAGCUUGACGAGAGAGAUGAUGGAUCCAAGAUUCAGGAUUACUUGAUUAACAUUGUUGGGAAGCGUACUGUGCCACAAGUUUUCAUUAAUGGCAAACACCUUGGAGGCUCAGAUGAUACUGUUGAAGCCUAUGAGAGUGGACUUCUAGCUAAACUUCUGGGGAUUGAGACACAGGCUCACGAUGACCUUUGAACUAGAUUGUUGACAAGGGAAAACUCUUCCGGAAGACCAGAUUGUAUUCUGUGAUAAUAUGGAAUCUUCACAUAUAAAGGCUUGAUGAGAUUAUUUUGGCAGAGUGUAAGUUUUCAUUUAUAUAUAAUGUGUUAAACAGUUUUCCUAUUAUCACGGCCUCACAGGCUCCAUCUCCCCCUACUCUCGCUUUCAGCUUCUUUUGUACUGUGAAACUACUUGGAUAGGUAUCCAUCUUUGGAUGCAGUAGCUUAUUUACAGAGUAUAAUAACAUGGAAUGAUUGUUGAGGAGUCA